GAGGGGAUCAGAUUGCCGUUUGCCUGUGUACACAUGUCUGGGUCAGUGGGUUCCUUUGGCCACUCGCACUCCUCGAAGUUCCCCACGCUUGCCGGCACUUGAGGCCUUAAAGCCAUUUCCCCAUUGAAAGCGGCAAAAAGUAUAAAUAGCCAAGGGACUCAACCCCAUCAGUCGGGCCACUUGAGCUUGGCGUGGCUUGCCAUUGUUGUGGUGUCAACUGUUGAACCCAUUGUUCCAUCCUGUCCAGGUGACGAACCGUAAUGGAUGCUGCUGCUCUCAUCUCUAGCACAAAAGGUAAUCUAAGACGCGGCUUUUGUCCUGGAUGGCUAUAAAAGUACGAAAAACCCUUGGCCAGAGCCGCAUAAGGAGUUCAGCGCUGGGCAGGCACAGAUUGAGCAAGAUGCCGUGGUUUCCGAUUUCCAUACCGGCUCUAGCGCUGCUAAGCCUAAUAAAUAAAGGAGAGGCCAGUUUGUACUCCAGUGAUAAAGGCUAUGAUGAAAUAGUGGGUCUAAGGAGUUGCGAGCCACAAUGCAUGGAGCAGCACACCGAGGAGCAGCAAUCCGACCGCAGUACAUCCAAGAUGCUUGAUGCACUUUUCGGCUUUGGUCCUAGUACCCCACAUCCAACGGAAAUUGCAAUGGUGAUGCCCCACCAGCUGCCGCCAAUGUACUAUAAUGAUUUCUACGAGGAUCUGCUGACCACCAAACGCAACGACGUACACUCCGCUGGCUGUGAUUGCAAAGUUACGAACGAGCUUGUGGAUCUGGGCAGCCUACACUUUCCACGUUUCCUGAUGAAUGCCGUUUGCGAAUCGGGCUCUGGACGGGACCUGGCCAAAUGCUCACAUGGAUCCAAUUGCAGGCCUUUCGAGUACAAGGUAAAGGUUUUGACACAGGCCUCCCAGCCAGCUCACUCCCACUCUUGGAUGAACAAGGAUCAACCGUGGCAAUUUAAAACCGUAACAGUAACCGCAGGAUGCUUUUGUGCCAAGUGAAUGA
This is a messenger RNA of Drosophila eugracilis, 998 nucleotides long. RefSeq lists its product as uncharacterized. NCBI's taxonomy places the organism in Eukaryota, Metazoa, Arthropoda, Insecta, Diptera, Drosophilidae. The transcript is spliced from 3 exons. Bases 323 to 994 code for a protein of 223 amino acids. Gene Ontology annotation, molecular function: prothoracicotrophic hormone activity. The record is from RefSeq and is a predicted model, not a curated record.